AUGUCCCAAAAAUCGUAUGUCCCAGUAAAUACUCAGUUGGAUAAAGUAGCUGUUGCUGAAAUGAUUGAAAAUAGGAAAUUAAUAAGAUCUGUUAUUGAAAGUAUACUUGUGUGUGGACGCCAAGGACUGGCAUUAAGAGGGCAUAAGGAUUCUGGACCUUUAUCAAUUGAGGAAGAACCUAUUGAAAACGAUGGUAAUUUUAGGGCUAUAUUAAGAUAUGGACUAAAAAUGGCAUCUUUAGGUAAUUCUGAUUUACAGCUUAUAAGAGAACGUUGUAAACGUAAUGCACAAUACUUAAGCCCAAAAAUCCAAAAUGAAAUCAUUUAUACAUGCAACAAAUUAAUACUCGAAAGGAUAGUAAAAAGAAUUAAUUUAUCUAAAGGUUUUUGUGUACUUGCUGAUGAAACUGCUGAUAUUGGAGGAAUAGAGCAAUUUUCAAUCUGUGCUAGAUACAUUUAUAAUGAUGAAAUACAAGAAGAUUUUUUAAACUUUGUUCCAUUGCAUAACACUUCAGGAGAAAAUUUAGCAAAUACAUUGUUAGACAGCUUGAAAAACUUUGGUAUUGAUUUACAAUACCUAAGAGGUCAGGGUUAUGAUGGGGCAGCUGCAAUGAGUGGCCGGUUUAAUGGUGUCCAAGCUAUAGUAAAAAAACAGUAUAAAACAGCGGUAUAUAUUCAUUGUAGUGCUCAUGUUUUAAAUUUAGCUAUUUGUAGUGCUUGUGAACUAUCUAGUAUCAGAAAUACAAUAGGCACAAUUGAAGCAGUGUAUAACUUUAUGAAUACACCAAAAAGACAAUGUGUACUACAAAAUGAAGUAAAAAGUAAAAUUCCUGAUUCUAAAAAAGAAAAAUUAAAAAAAAUGUGUGCUACAAGAUGGGUAGAAAAACAUAAUUCUAUCAGAACAUUUGUAGAAUUACAACCAGCUGUAAUUAGUUCAUUAGAAGUAAUGAGUGGUUGGGUUGAUAGAGAAACUUCCACAAAAGCAUCACAAUUGCUUCUGUCGCUUCGUGAUACAACAUUCAAUGUCAGUUUAAUGGUUAUUGAUGAAAUUUUUAAGCAUACAUAUGUGUUAUGUAAAUCAUUACAAAGAGAAAACAUUGAUUUACUUGAAGCAAUUAAUCUGGCUGAGGAUUUAACUAAUGAGAUACAAAAAAUGAGACAAAAUACUGAUGCAGUCUUUUCAGUUAUAUUUAAGAACUUGGAAGAAAAAUCUGAAUGUCUUGAUAUACAAAUUUGUAUUCCAAGGACCUGUAAGCGUCAAAUCAAUCGCUGUAACAUAAUUAGUAAAUCUCCAGAAGAAUACUUCAAAAUAUCAAUAUUUAUACCAUUUUUGGAUUACUUUUUAGAUCAAAUAAAUAGUCGUUUUAUUGAACACAAAUUGGUUUUUAAAGGUUUUAAAAUGUUAUUUAAAAAUGAAUUGGACAAUAAUAAUAACGACAUUUUACAAUUGAUAGAUUUUUAUAAAGAUUCGGAUAAUUUAAGUGAACCUGAUAUUGUAAUGGCAGAAAUUAAGAUGUGGAAAAAUGUCUUAAAAAGAACUGAAGAAGAUCAAAAGCCAAAAACUGUAAUACAAUUUCUACAAUUUUGUGAUGAAGACUUGUUCCCAAAUAUAUACAAGUUAAUAAAAAUAUUAUGUAUAUUACCAGUCACGACAUGUACUUCUGAGAGAAGUUUCUCUUCAUUAAGAAAUCUUAAAACAUAUCUCAGAAAUACUGUAUCGGAAGACAGACUAAAUGGACUUGCAAUGCUUAAUAUUCAUCGAAAUGAAAUCUUAACACCAGAUGAUAUAAUUGAGGAACUUGUAAAAAAAAACAGGAGAUUAAAAUUUUAA
Messenger RNA from Macrosiphum euphorbiae (potato aphid), 1830 nucleotides. The record is from the annotation of a GenBank genome assembly. NCBI's taxonomy places the organism in Eukaryota, Metazoa, Arthropoda, Insecta, Hemiptera, Aphididae.